This is a messenger RNA of Punctularia strigosozonata HHB-11173 SS5, 535 nucleotides long. RefSeq lists its product as uncharacterized. The transcript has 2 exons. Lineage: Eukaryota; Fungi; Basidiomycota; Agaricomycetes; Corticiales; Punctulariaceae. The coding region runs from base 23 to 469 and encodes 148 amino acids. The record is from RefSeq and is a predicted model, not a curated record.
CCCCGCUCCAGCACCGGCGCACAUGGACGCAGCCGCCAACGUCGCCGGUUUGCUUGCCUUCUCCGGCGGCUUCCUGUCACCACUGGCGUCGCGUUUCAUUUCAUCGCUGUUCUAUCCCACGACGCGUUUAGAAAGCCUGAAGGCACAGUGCAAGGUCGUUGAACAUGAUCUCGAGGAAGUCCUCGAGCGGGGUCGGGCACCGAAUGUCCGAUUCCUCCACGACAUGUACAGGAAUCUCGAUCGAAUCAAGAAAAAUAUCCAUGAUUUGGAAAUCGAUUGGAUGCGUUCGCGCUCCUUGUUUGAGCGAAUUGCUGUGUAUCAACCUUUCCUGCGCCAAACACGUUAUAUCGCAGAUCAGCUCAGCAAUGCGCAAAAGGAAAUAUUUGAAAUACCUGGCCGGGGGCAAACCUUGUAUAACGCUUCCAGGCUGCCAGACGACGAGUCAUUGGUUCCAAUGCCUUGGUCUUGAUUUUUGACAAACUGAAGAACUCCCCAGACAGUAUUUAGUCUCUCAUGUUUUUCUAUCAGAUCUCAU